AUGGCAGGUGUAGCAAAGGUGGCGAUAGCGGUGGUGCUCAUAGCCAUGGUGGCAAACGUACGGUAUACAACAGAGAGCGCAGUGACUUGUGAGUUGGUGGUUAGUAGACUAACUCCAUGCGCCAGCUACCUGAUUAAAGGAGGCCCAGUGCCUAAAUCGUGCUGCACCGGUGUACAGUCAUUGUACAAGGACGCAGACACCACCACUGACCGCCAGACUGCUUGCCGGUGCCUGGAACAAGCCGCCACAUUGGUCCCUGGAAUUAACGUCGACAACGCUGUUAACCUCCCUGCAAAAUGCGAUGUUUCAAUCCCCUACAAGAUCAGUCCUGUUUUCAACUGCUCCACUGUACAAUGAGAAGCAUAUGAAAGGAAAGUGAAGCAGGAUGUUGAA
Molecule: messenger RNA, 393 nt
Organism: Cynara cardunculus var. scolymus (artichoke)
Lineage: Eukaryota; Viridiplantae; Streptophyta; Magnoliopsida; Asterales; Asteraceae
Product: non-specific lipid-transfer protein 1-like
Exons: 2
Coding region: 1-357 (118 amino acids)
Biological process (GO): lipid transport
Cellular component (GO): membrane
Molecular function (GO): lipid binding
Source: RefSeq, a predicted model, not a curated record